Angiostrongylus costaricensis is the source of this 1320-nucleotide messenger RNA. Lineage: Eukaryota; Metazoa; Nematoda; Chromadorea; Rhabditida; Metastrongylidae. The record is from the annotation of a GenBank genome assembly.
AUGUUUGUUCAAAGGAUCGAAGUCCAAGGCGUUUUCGGUUACAUUAAAUUUGCAAAUUUAGGUCCGUAUAGUUCGUGUGAAGCUGAAUCGUUUGCCUCAACGGUGACGUCUGGACUUCAAUCGUCAGCAAACACAACAGCCUCGACUUCCGUUAUUACUACGACAGCAUUCGCUGUUGAGUCUACAGGUGUUCCUACAACUUAUCCUGCACCAUCGACAAGCCAAUUGUCACGUGUAUCGGAAAUGGAUGUGGUGAGUGAUUUAAGCGAGGAGAUAUGGCACUAUCAUAACUCAAUUACGCAGUCAGAAAGGAUGCUCAAUAGGAAAUUACAUUUACGCGACUUAUUGUAUUAUUCCAUAUGUCCCGUUUUUCCAAUGUGUGGUUUAUACGUGGUUGGAUCGUCGUUGAAUGGUUUUGGUAACAAUACAUCCGACAUGGACUUGUGCCUAAUGAUCACAAAUAAAGAUCUCGAUCAAAAAACCGAUGCGGUUGUUGUGUUGAACAUGAUCCUCAGUACGCUACAACAUACUGAAUGGGUAUCCCAUCAAAAGUUGAUCCUUGCCAAGGUGCCUAUAUUACGGAUUAAAUUUGCUGCACCAUUUUCUGACAUCACAGUCGAUCUGAACGCCAAUAACUCCGUUGCUAUCAAGAAUACACAUCUUCUUUGUUAUUAUUCUUCGUUCGAUUGGCGAGUUCGCCCGCUAGUAUCAGUUGUAAAGGAAUGGGCGAAGCGUAAGGGUAUCAAUGAUGCCAACCGUUCCUCGUUCACCAGUUACUCACUUGUGCUUAUGGUGAUCCAUUAUCUACAGUGUGGUACAGAACCAAGUGUUCUUCCAUCGUUGCAGCAAAUGUUCCCGAGACGGUUUGCGAACAAAUGCGAUGUCCGGACUUUGAAUGUCACGGUGCCUUUGGAAUCAUCAGCGAUAUCAGAGUGGCAGUACGCGGGUAAAUCAACUCUCGGGGAGUUACUAAUCGGUUUCCUCGACUACUACGCUAAUAAGUUUGAUUAUGACCGCGACGCUAUUUCUGUGCGACUAGGAAAGCGAAUAGACCGUGCAGUGAUAGCACGACAACGGCCAAAUGGCGGAUACCAGCAGAAUAAUACGCAUUGGCGAUCACAGUGGCGGUGCAUUUGCAUCGAGGAGCCAUUCACGUACUCAAACACUGCUCAUUCAAUUUACGACGAAAUGGUAUUUGACGCCAUCAAAACGGCAUUCCGCGAAGCACAUAAAGAGCUGGACGCAACGCGAGAUCUGCAAUGUUUGCUGAAUUGCAAGCCCAUAUCAGUGAAUGCACCAAUGGGAGGGUGCGUUGAGUAA